AUGCCGAGCUCUAGUCGCUUUAUUUUGUCGAUUCCUCGUUCAAAAUCGAGAGGAAUGUGGGGGCCUACCCAACGUGGAUAUGAGACGCAGACCGGAACCAUGCUUAUGAGCAUCGAUGAACUGAUAGGAUGUCUCUACGUCGCAUCGGGCAUCAAACACGAAUGGGACGUGGAUGACGUAGUCGAGGACCUGUUCCCAUAUCUCUGGUGGAAGAUAAGGAACACUUUUUCGCGAAUGGAAUAA
This is a messenger RNA of Acaulospora colombiana, 243 nucleotides long. Lineage: Eukaryota; Fungi; Glomeromycota; Glomeromycetes; Diversisporales; Acaulosporaceae. The record is from the annotation of a GenBank genome assembly.